AUUCUGAAGUAUGUGGAGUGCUUCACUGGACCUAAUAUUAUGGCCAUGCACACGAUGUUGAUAAACAAACCUCCAGAUGCUGGCAAGAAGACGUCCCGCCAUCCCCUGCACCAGGACCUGCACUAUUUCCCCUUCAGGCCCAGCAAUCUCAUCGUUUGCGCCUGGACGGCGAUGGAGCCCAUCGACCGGAACAACGGCUGUCUGGUUGUGCUCCCAGGCACCCAUAGGGGCUCCCUGAAGCCCCACGAUUACCCCAAGUGGGAGGUAGGUCUGCCUGUGGCUGAGUCUUGAUCUGUCUCCUUUGCGGUUUCUGUUUCACAUCAGUAUCCAA
Molecule: messenger RNA, 331 nt
Organism: Cebus imitator (Panamanian white-faced capuchin)
Lineage: Eukaryota; Metazoa; Chordata; Mammalia; Primates; Cebidae
Product: phytanoyl-CoA dioxygenase, peroxisomal-like
Exons: 2
Biological process (GO): fatty acid alpha-oxidation
Molecular function (GO): phytanoyl-CoA dioxygenase activity
Source: RefSeq, a predicted model, not a curated record